AUGAAGUUCUUUUAUGGUUUGCAGGAUUUUCUAAUGAGAAGAAAGGGUGUUGUUAAAAAAAAGUUGGUGUUAGCAUUAUUAAUAUCUACUUAUAUCUUAUCAAUAGAAGCUGUCCCGAACGGAUCAUUUCCGGCGCUUUUGGCUUUUGGAGAUUCGAUGGUCGAUACCGGUAAUAAUAACAAUUACCUCUUGACUCUGAUGAAAGGACAUUACUGGCCAAUAUAUGGAUGGAACUUCGACUCCAAAAAACCAACGGGAAGACUUGGAAAUGGAAGGGUGUUCUCUGAUAUAGUUGCUGAAAGUUUGGGGAUCAAAAGACUAUUACCAGCGUACCGUAAGUUGUACAUUAAACCAAGCGACCUUAAAACUGGUGUUUCAUUCGGAUCAGGUGGGGCAGGAGUUGAUCUUGUUACAUCAAAUUUACUGAGAGUUUUAUCGCCGGCUAACCAAGUAAAAGAUUUCAAAGGCUACAUAAGGAAGCUGAAGGGAAUAAUCGCAAACGCAGUGAUUCUUGUUUCUGAAGGAAAUAAUGAUAUUGGAAUCACAUAUGCGAUUCAUGAUGCUGGUAUGCGAUUAAUGACUCCGAAUAUAUACACCAGUAAAUUAGUUGGUUGGAACAAAAAAAUUUUGAAGGAUUUAUAUGAUCAAGGAGCGAGAAAAUUUGCGGUAAUGGGAGUGAUACCAUUGGGAUGUUUGCCUAUGUCAAGAGUAAUUUUCGGUACCAUCUUCGUGUGGUGUAACUUCUUGGCGAAUCAAAUCUCGGAAGAUUACAACAAAAAAUUGAAAAGCGGAAUUAAAAGUUGGGGAACAGAAUCGGGUUUUAGUGGUGCCAAGUUUGUCUAUGUCGACAUGUACAACUCUCUUAUGGAUGUUAUCAACAAUCAUAGGAAAUACGGGUUUACCAAUGAGAAGAAUGGGUGUUGUUGUAUGAUUCCGGCAAUAGUACCAUGCUCCAACCCAGAUAAAUAUGUCUUCUAUGACUUUGCUCAUCCCUCCGAGAAAGCCUACAAAACAAUUGCUAGCUGAUUUCUUGUAAUAUAUCUUAACACUCACCAUCAUUAAUUUUAUAUAUGAGACGGAAAAUCACAUAUGACGUGACGAUAUAUAUGUACCUCUGUUUUUUUUUUUUUGUUACAAAGAAUGUAUAUAUAAUCCGUUUUAAAUAACCAGGAACUUGCUUACAAUGUAUGUUCGAGAUACACUAUAUUCUCCUCUUCGGCCAAAAACA
Camelina sativa (false flax) is the source of this 1228-nucleotide messenger RNA. NCBI's taxonomy places the organism in Eukaryota, Viridiplantae, Streptophyta, Magnoliopsida, Brassicales, Brassicaceae. The record is from RefSeq and is a predicted model, not a curated record.